Penicillium salamii is the source of this 1917-nucleotide messenger RNA. Lineage: Eukaryota; Fungi; Ascomycota; Eurotiomycetes; Eurotiales; Aspergillaceae. The record is from the annotation of a GenBank genome assembly.
AUGUCCAACAUGGAGGCUCGCGAGUCUCGCGAAUCCCACAAGAGGCCUCGGUCUCCGGGCGAACAGCAGAUGUCCUCCAAAGUCCCCAAGACACACUCCAACCAUCUCCAGAUCAACUAUCUCGCGCGACAAUAUCCAGAUAACCUCCCACUGGUCUCCGUGGACGAUACCAUGCCCGCGAUCAUCCACCUGCUGGGGGAAUACGAUGGUGUGUUACACCGCCAUGAGAGCAUCGCGGGGAACCUCGGCGCGUGUCCACUGGGACCCAUUCUGAUUAAGCGAUUCGAGCGACUCUUUGAUGGCCCGCCGCAGGUCUUGAAGUCGCAUGGCAAGGAUGGACCCACGGUGACUUGGUUGGACGUGGUGGAAUUCGCAAAGAACAAGCCGGAACAAUUCAAUCUGGAGAAAUCGCGCAAUGGGGUGCGGGUCUGUCAGUUCUAUACCAAGCAAUGUCGUGUGGAAAUCAGUGAAGAGGACUUUGUCUUGAUUGCCUCGGGCAUGCCCCAGAAGAUGAUCCCUCCUCAGCCGAUCAUUGAAGAUGAGGAGAAGGAGCUAGGUGCGCUGGAGAUUUUGGAGAAGAACUUGCAACAUAUCAUUCAGAUGGCGGAUCAAGUCUCUGCCCGAGCCCGGCAGCUUAACCAUCGGUUGAAGAAUCGCCGGAAUGCAAUUGUCACCCGGCGUGAAAACGAUGCUACUCUGCAUGCGCAAUCCCGAUCUGCCACUGAUAUCUGGCGCGAUGCCAAUGGCCAUGGCCCGGUCAACGGUCACGGCCAAGGACAAGGCCAAGGCUCGUCUCACCCUUCUCCGUCGGGGUUUGUCGCAGUCAACGCUCAUCGCCCGGAGGGUGAGCACUCCGAAGAGAACCCACUAUCGUCCCAGUUCAUGUUCUCCCAAACCAAUACCGACAAUGUCACCAUGAUCAACGGGCAAUCCAUCAAAGGCGCCUCGCCAACCACUCGCGCGGACCUGAUGAAGAAAUUCUUCACUACCGCAGACCGCCACGCUCGUGGCUACGACGACGCAACGACCCCCAUUAAUCCUCAACCCUUACCUCUGCCCCGCGCCGAGGGAGCAGACUACUCCCUUUACAACCCGGCCACAGCAACCCCAGUCGCAAUCCCAAGCACCCCCUCCUCUCUCCUCCCACCCCCCAAAUCCACCCAGCCCGAAAAGGAUGACGGCGGCCCUUUCAAGCUCGAAAUGAUCGCCCGCAUGGAAGAGCUGCACCGCGGCGAGCGCGUCAUUCCCCCCUGUGACCGCUGCCGCCGCCUCCACAUGGACUGCUUAAAGAACCUCACCGCCUGCGCAGGCUGCACCAAGAAACACGCCAAGUGUUCCUGGCGCGACGUCAAAGAGGAGGAAAUCUCCGCCAUGCGCGCCGGUCUCUCCACGGGCUACCCUGACCGCACCGCCCUCACACCCCCAACCUUCACCGGACCCCUUCCGCCCAUCUCCGCGGAACGCGAACGCACCCACGAAGAACCCUACUACAGCCGUCGCGAGUCCGCCCCCUCCGUCCCAAAUCCAAACCCAGGGUCCACCCUCUCCACUGUCCCCAUGGAACUCCCCUCCAGCGACAAUUCCCCCCGCCGCGCCGUCAGCGAGACAGAAGGCCGUCCCCGUGGAUCCCGCGAUGACGUCGACCCAGACGCCAAUCAGCGCCUUAUGCAGGCCAUCCUUGACACGGUUGAUCAUCAUACCCGGGUCGCUGCCGCGGUGCAGGAGAAAGAGCGCGGAACGGAGCGGGAUUCAGGUAUCCCUGUUCCGCCUCCUGCUUUAGCGCCCGUUCCGAUUCCCCACGGCCCUGCCCCUUAUGAGCGGGAGCGGGAGCGGGAACGCGAGUGGGAACGGGGUCGUGAGAGAGAGCGCGAGCGUGAGAGUGAGGCUGAGCGGGAUCGUCGUCUCGUGCAGGCUUAG